AUGGACCACACAACAUCUUCUUCCCAUCGGGAUCACAAUAGCACCAGGAAGCGAUCGCGAUCUCCUCACGACAGACGCCAAAGCGAUGUAAAGCGCCACCGUUCGAGGUCGCCGCACCGCAAGCACCAUCAUCACCACCAUCACCGUCAUCGCGAAUCUCAAGUCGUAGUGCGCCUGCCAUUCAAGAGAGAGCCUCUGAAGAAGGACGAUCUUGCGGAUUACAAAGGGCUAUUCUCCGAGUACCUAGAUGUCCAAAAACAGAUCUUCAUUGACGAUCUGACGGAAGAUGAGGUCAAAGGCAGAUGRAAGAGCUUUCUCGGGAAGUGGAAUCGCAAGGAGCUUUCGGAGGGAUGGUAUGAUCCUGAGAUGAAAGCGAGGGCGGAUGAACGAUACCAGUCGCGACCCAAGGAUACAUUGCGCAAGCUUCCCACUCGGGAUGUACCAAGAGAGGCAGCAACACAGUCAGUGCCAACUGGCGAGGAUGAGGAUGAGGAAGAUGACGAUGAUGGCUAUGGACCUGCUCUUCCCGGCCGCGAGCAACGCCUAGGACCUUCAAUCCCCAGCAUACAAGACCUACAGCAUCGACAGGAAAUGGUCAAAGAGGAUCGAUCUGCCCAGAUCGCGGACCUUCGCUACGAGAGGAAACAGGAUCGCAACGUACAAAAGGAAAGACUAGAAGAGCUUGCACCGCGUGCUGAUCCUGGAUCGAGGGAACGUCAGAUGGAAAAGCGGCGUGAGACUACGGCUGCGAAUCGUGCAUUUGGAGAUGCAAAGGAAGCAGGAACGGAGGAAGUUGGCGAGGGCGAACUCAUGGGCGGCGAUGAUGGGAUCAAGGCGAAGAUCAAGGCUAAUGAGAAGGUCAAGAACGAGAGAGAGAUUCGGAAGGAGGAGACUCUGCGGGCGCGAGCUGCAGAGAGGGAGGAGAGGAUGGCUGCACACCGGAUGAAGGAAGACAAGACUAUGGAGAUGUUGAGGGGUUUAGCCAAGGAAAGGUUUGGUUGA
This is a messenger RNA of Ramularia collo-cygni, 1002 nucleotides long. Its product is annotated as related to RNA helicase HEL117. The transcript has a single exon. Bases 1 to 1002 code for a protein of 333 amino acids. NCBI's taxonomy places the organism in Eukaryota, Fungi, Ascomycota, Dothideomycetes, Mycosphaerellales, Mycosphaerellaceae. The record is from RefSeq and is a predicted model, not a curated record.